Messenger RNA from Nilaparvata lugens (brown planthopper), 813 nucleotides. RefSeq lists its product as uncharacterized. NCBI's taxonomy places the organism in Eukaryota, Metazoa, Arthropoda, Insecta, Hemiptera, Delphacidae. The record is from RefSeq and is a predicted model, not a curated record. The coding region runs from base 1 to 813 and encodes 270 amino acids. The transcript has a single exon.
AUGGCAUUAAGCGAGAAAGUUAUGUUUGCAAUGCUGGAGAAAAUAAAAAAUGAGAUCAAUGAUAAUACGCUCACAACUAUCAAACAAGUGAUUAGUGAAUUGAAUAUUUCAUCGUUGCUUGGAGAGCAGAAUAAAAGAAUUGAUAAACUGACUGAGGAGAAUGAUAGGUUGAAACUCGAGGUAUCGCGGCAACGGGCAGUGAUUGAUUCCAUGCGCAGAGAGAAAAAUCUUAUAUUUUACGGUAUGGAGGAGAAAGAGGGUGAGAGUCGUGAGCAGAUCAUGGAGAAAAUACUGGAUUUGAGUAAUAGUGUGAUGGAAGUUGAACUGAAAGAGACAGAUAUUGAUUUUGUCAAACGAUUAGGAACUGCUGGUCCCAGUACCAAACGCCCAAUAAUGUUGUCAUUGGUAUCAAACAUGAAGAGACAAAGUAUUCUAAAUAAUGGGAUAAGAUUAAAGACUCGUAAGCUAUCUGUCUAUCCAGAUUGUGACAAGGAAACGAGAGAAAAGAAGAAGAAGUUAUAUUCAACUCAAAAGCAACUGCGGGAUGCUGGCUAUGACGUUAAAAUCAAGGGAAUCGGACUUCUAAUCAAUGGAAAUUAUGCUACUUGGAAUGAUUUAACAGAAGACAUGUUGAACAAGUACUUGGAAGAGGCCUCGUUAUCAGCGUUCUCGGCGUCGCAUAAAAGUAAGAGAAUCGCCCAUCAGGAACAGAGUCCAGCAAGAGGUGCAGCUACAACUGGAGGCAACAUAACACAAUUUCUCCGUCCACAACGCAGCAAGUCAAAGUGGAAAAAACCUUCGGAACGUCAAUAA